Prosopis cineraria is the source of this 3026-nucleotide messenger RNA. Its product is annotated as putative leucine-rich repeat receptor-like protein kinase At2g19210. Gene Ontology annotation, biological process: protein phosphorylation. Gene Ontology annotation, molecular function: protein kinase activity; ATP binding; protein binding. The coding region runs from base 122 to 2818 and encodes 898 amino acids. NCBI's taxonomy places the organism in Eukaryota, Viridiplantae, Streptophyta, Magnoliopsida, Fabales, Fabaceae. The transcript is spliced from 13 exons. The record is from RefSeq and is a predicted model, not a curated record.
ACUAUUUUUCUUACUUCUUUUAAAAGUCUAAAAAGCUACUUUCCACUUAUAUAAAGGGUACACAAACCGCUGCACAUCUUGGCUUGAAUCUGAGAUCUCAAGUUUCAGGUGAGUUCAUCUCAUGGAGAGGACGCCACAACGAAUUCUAUGGUUCGUCUUGAUUCAACUUUUCCUCAAGUUUGGCAACCCUGCAGUUUUUGCAGAAACAGAUCAUUUCAUAAGCAUUGACUGUGGAGCCAGCAAUGCAUACACUGACCCACAAACUAAAAUCUCGUAUCAGACAGACACAGGCUUUGUAGAAACAGGAACAAAUGCUAUGGUAGCACCUGAUAAAAGAUAUAAUGUAGAUGACCUUUACUUUGGGAGGCAAUUCCAAACGCUGAGAAGUUUCCCAGAAGGAAAAAGGAACUGCUACAUCUUGAAACCAAAACAGGGCAAAAACAACAAUUACCUUAUAAGAGCUUCCUUCGCAUAUGGGAAUUAUGAUGGCAAGAAUCAGACUCCAUCUUUUGACUUGUACCUCGGCGUCAAUCACUGGAAAGAUAUUUAUCCGAACAAACGUUAUCGAUUUGCGGAGAUUAUCCAUACUCCCACAACUGACACCAUACAUGUUUGCCUUGUCAAGUCUGGCAAAGGAAAACCUUUCAUUUCUACAUUAGAACUACGACCUCUCAGUAAUUCUAUAUAUCGGAUCCCUUUCCCUUAUCAAACACUGUUAAUUCUUGAGGCAAGAAUCGAUGUGGGCUACAUUAAUUCCACGACUUCAGAUAACUUCAGCAGGUACAUGGAUGACAUCUAUGAUCGUGUGUGGCGCUAUGACGAUGUUUUUAAAGGGCAAAAUUGGCACCCAUUCAAUAGAUCCGUAUCUAUUGAUCGUGCAAGCACAAAUGAUUCUUAUAAAUUACCAGCACAAGUGUUGAUAUCUGCGUCCCAAUCAUUGAAUCGCUCAGUUGCUUUAAAUUUUGAUACUGUUUCUGCCCUGGGUGGUACAUUUGAAAAGUCAUUCACCUUUUAUGUCUACUUCCACUUUACUGAAAUUGAGCAGCUUCGCCCUGGCCAAAAAAGAGUAAUCGAUAUUACUGUUAAUGAUGAAACCAUCCUCAAGGAGCCUUUAGCUCUUGAAUACUUGAAACCACAGACAGUUUUUGCUGUUACAAAUCGAAGCGGUAUUCCUUUCAGCAUAAGUGCAACAUCAGAAUCCGAUGCUCCUCCAAUCCUCAAUGCCUUCGAGAUUUAUAGAUUCGUAUCACCACUAACUUCACCAACAGACCAAAUCGAUGUGGAUGCCAUUCUGGACAUAAAAAAAACAUACAAAAUCUCCAAAGUAGAUUGGCAAGGUGACCCAUGUGUUCCCGAGGAAUAUGCAUGGAAGGGACUUAGCUGCAGAUAUGACAUCAACGAUUCCAACGCAAGGAUCACCUCAUUAAACUUGAGCAUGAGCAAGUUAAGAGGACACAUAUCUGCUUCAUUUUCACAACUUAGCGAGUUAGAGUCACUGGAUUUGUCAGGUAACGAUUUAUCAGGAUCAAUACCAGAAUUUCUAGCUAAAUUGACAAAGUUGAGAGCCCUUAAUUUAAGUGGCAACAAGCUUAGCGGCUCAAUUCCCAAAGCUCUUGAGGACAAUCCAGAUUUGGUAAUGAGUUUAGAUGGUAACCCCGGCCUCUGUUCGAGGGAUUCAUGCAAAAAGCAUAAGUUCGUUAUUCCACUUAUUGUAGCUGUUUUAGGUUUGACUGUCAUUAUCUUGGUUGUUUCCCUAGGAAUAUGGAUCGUCAAAUUGAAAAAAAAGAAAGUGGAUUCUACUGUUUCAACGAAGCAAGCAGCAUCAGAAUAUUCAAAAAAUCGUGCCUUUUCUUACUCCGAAAUUCAUGAGAUCACUGAUAACUUUCAAAACUUGAUUGGACAAGGAGGAUUUGGAAAAGUUUAUUUUGGAACUCUGAAGAAUAAUACUCAAGUUGCAGUCAAGUUACUUUCUCAAUCAUCAAUGCAAGGUCAGAGAGAAUUUCGAUCGGAGGUAGAACUUUUGAUGGUUGUUCAUCAUAGACACUUGGUUUCUCUGAUAGGGUACUGUGAAGGAAGUGGUGUUAGGGCAUUAAUUUAUGAGUAUAUGGCUAAUGGUGACCUCCACCAACACUUGUCAGGUAAGAACGCGGGUGCUUUGAAAUGGAAAGACAGGCUUCAAAUUGCAUUGGACUCAGCACAUGGACUAGAUUAUUUACAUAAUGGUUGUAAGCCAGCGAUAGUGCAUAGAGACCUGAAGGCUUCCAACAUUUUGCUGGAUAAAAAUAUGGAAGCUAAGAUUGCUGACUUUGGAUUAUCUAGAGCUUUUGCAAAUGAUAUUGAUAGUCAUGUCUCAACUUGUCCUGCUGGAACAUUUGGAUACCUUGAUCCUGAAUUUCAAAAUACUGGAAACCUUACAAAAGGAAGUGAUAUUUAUAGUUUUGGAAUUAUUUUGUUAGAGCUAAUAACUGGAAAACCAGCAGCAAAAAGACAACCAGACCAUACCUUUAGUCUCCUUCUUCAAUGGGUCACUAUUAGACUUGGAAGCAAGGAUAUUCAGUCCAUCAUUGAUCCAGAGUUACAAGGACAAUAUAGUUCCGAUUCUGCUCGGAAAUUUCUAGAGAUAGCCAUAUCAUGCACUGCACCAUCUGCAAUUCAAAGGCCUGAUAUAAGUCAAGUGGUGGUUGAACUAAGGGAAUGCCUGGCAAUGGAAAUAAGCUUGGAAAAGAUCACUAGCCACAACACCAAUGAUUCAAGCAGUUCCAUGGAUAUGAGCACCUCGAAAUUUGAUUCGGGCUUUAGUACUUUGUCUGGUAGAUAGAUAAUUUGCUUAUAAUUUGAAUCCAAUCUCUCUAAAGUGAUAGAUCUGUCUAGUUCUACUAUUUCAAAUUAGUUUGAAUAAGCUUCUUUCUGUUGAAUACAAGGCGUGUUGUAUGCUGAACAAUAUAUAGGUGGUACUUUCAUGUGUAUGGAGAUGGAAAACAUAAGACACAGUUGGUUCCAAGAAUCUUAUGGUGCACUUGAAUUAA